Molecule: messenger RNA, 2744 nt
Organism: Exaiptasia diaphana
Lineage: Eukaryota; Metazoa; Cnidaria; Anthozoa; Actiniaria; Aiptasiidae
Product: neuropeptide Y receptor type 2
Exons: 3
Coding region: 752-1861 (369 amino acids)
Biological process (GO): G protein-coupled receptor signaling pathway
Cellular component (GO): membrane
Molecular function (GO): G protein-coupled receptor activity
Source: RefSeq, a predicted model, not a curated record
GAUCAAAUUGCUAUUUACAUUAAAUAAAGGAACUUUUAAGAAGGCAAAAUAUCAAUUGCCUGCAAAUGGGAGUCAAAAUACAAGUAUGCGUCUAAAACAGCUUUAAAUGUAAGAGAGGUAGAAAUAUUCAAAAUUUUACUGCAUUUAGUGCGGAAGACUGCACAAGCUCGUAUCAGGUGUCUCUCCUAUAUGCAAAUAACCGCACAACAGUGGCUAUCGCAUGCAAGUUUUAAAAACACACUGGAAAAUUGCAUUUGUAAUGAAAAAUAGUCAAUGUUAAACUAUAGACAUCGCAAAAGAAAGACUACUAAUAUUAAAGGUGUAUUUUUAGCAGUCUAAUAUAAGGUUUAAUAGUCUAGCUUUAACAUGCAGUCAUAAGUAUAAAUAUUAAUAAUAAUAGAAAACCUGAAAAGAAUUGUUAAUUAUAUCAUGAAGGCGUGUUAUUGUCUGUUAUAAUUUAUAUUUUGGGGAGUGUCGUAGUGCUUAUAUUCAAUAUCACGAAGUGGGGUUGGCUGUUUUGAUAUAACGCAAUAGUAGGUAAUAGUGUCAGGUGAGCAUUUUAUUCCAAUUCAGUACUAUGCUCAGGAUCGAUGCUUGCUUGCUUGAUUGAUUGAUCGAUUAGCUGGACUAAGGGGACACGACAAAUUUAGCUCUCCAUUUUGCGAGCCAGCAAUGUUAAAGACAACUGAACUGUUUUGAUUUGUGCAACAAAAGUCCGUGAAAAUCGCACAAGACAGCUCACCUUUCAAAGAUGAUCAUACUGCCAGAGUACGUUCAAGAGCCGGAAUGGUUUCGCAUACUACGUCUUACCGUAGAGACGCUCAUCGCGUUGUUUGGCAUACUUGGAAACAUUGGAGUAGUGAUUGCUAUAUCGAGAUGCCCAUUCAUGCACAGCGUCACCAACAUGUUUAUCCGUAAUCUUGCCAUUGCUGACAUUGGUGUGCUCGUGCUGUCUUUUCCCUUCGCUGUGGUUCGAGAGCAGACGUUUUUUCAUUGGCCUUUGGGGGAAGUGAUGUGCCAAGUUAUAUAUCCCUUGUCUGAGAUUUUUAUCGGAGUGUCCGUCUGGUCCAUGGUAGUCAUUGCAGUCGAUCGAUACCGUGGAAUAGUGAAUGACAGCCACCUAAAGUCCCUCAAAAAAGCUAUCUGCAUUUGCUGCCUUCCUUGGCUCGCUUCCUUCAUUGUUAUCAGUCUCCCUCUUCUCAUCGUGACGAGCUACUGGGAAGGGUAUGGGUACAAGGACUGCUUUCAGAAAUGGCCUCAAGAGAAUUACGACGCCAUGAACCAAGGGUACACAACUGUGGCGUCCGUUUUUAACUAUGUGCUCCCAUUAACCAUCAUAUUAUGGACCUACUGGAAAAUAUUCCGUAAAAUCAACCAAAGUGAUGCCUUCAACCAAAACACGCUGAAAAAUAGGAGAGCGAACAGCGAAUCGUGUUCGCGAUUUGAGAUGAGGAGAAUGAAACGGAACAAUCGUGCGCGRAAGAUACUCACACCAGUCGUUGUGGUCUUCGCCGCUACGUUAUUACCCGUCAAYGUUUUCCGUCUCACACUGGUUUUCAUCCCGGGUCUUGUCACAUUUCGUUAUUUAUGGGUUAUCUAUAACUUCUGUAUCGUAACAACAGUGUUGAACUCGUCAUGCAAUCCUUUCAUUUACGCUUUAGURAGCGAUAACUUUCGCGUUGCGUUCAAGUCCAUGUUUACGUCAAAGAAAAACUUUCCGGUCAACAGAAGACCGUCGACUGUAGCCAUUAGUAACAGCGCGUCGCAAACCUGGCGUAAAUUGCAAUGUUUGUUUCUCARAGGAAACUCUACUAGUCAAAGUGUCACUAUUCCGUCAACGUGGUCCWCAAGCUCAUCGUGACCUACUUUGGGGUACUUGUUAUAUAAUAGAGAUUCCGUUAACCAAUGAUUCAGUAAUUGUACAUAAGAUGUGUUCUUCGUUGUGUCGCAAUARUCUAGAACUUGAGAGCUGUUGCCACUGAACAGUUCCGUAGAAAAAAUGUACGUACGUAUCGUAAAAGUUGCGGGUUGGACAGCAAGGCUUCAUUUGUUAGGACGUCACUAUUUUUUAUCUAUAAAUCAAUACAAACACCUCUACAUAGCAAACAUACAGCCAACGUUAUAUGAUGGACACCUCUAUAUCAAGACAGACACCUCUAUAUUAUGGACAAAUCUAUAGCGAACAUACAGCCACCGUCAUAUGAUGGACACCUCUAUAUCAAGACAGACACCUCUAUAUUAUGCACAAAUCUAUAGCGAACAUACAGCCACCGUCAUAUGAUGGACACCUCUAUAUUACAGACACCUCUAUAUUACGGACACCUCUAUAUUACAGACACAUCUAUAUUACGGACAAAUCUAUGAAAGAUAAAGGUCCGGCAGUACUAUAUAUAUUAUAUGUAUGAAAUAUUUUGUCAUAUUUUAACCAUCAGCCGGUGGUUUUUGAUGAUUAGUCACUGAAAUAGAUUAGAUAUCGCUCAGCACUGGUGUGUAGUAAUCGACGCAGUAGGGAUUUUUCGGAACAAACUCAACAAUCUUGUACCCAGAGCCUGCGUAACUUUCGUCMGRCGGCGAGAAAAAAAAAUGGGUCCGAUCUCUCCGCUGGCCGAAAGUUAAGCGGGCUCUAUGUACGAGAUUGGAAACUCAAGCACKUGURUCGCAGACUGCUGACUCAGGGAAGUGAUACUGACAAUGACGUCAAACUAUAAAGAACAAAAUCUGGAAUAAAAAGCUUUAUGACUCAA